Messenger RNA from Carassius carassius (crucian carp), 1109 nucleotides. RefSeq names its product thyroid stimulating hormone subunit beta a (gene tshba). Gene Ontology annotation, molecular function: hormone activity. Gene Ontology annotation, cellular component: cytoplasm; extracellular region. Lineage: Eukaryota; Metazoa; Chordata; Actinopteri; Cypriniformes; Cyprinidae. The transcript is spliced from 3 exons. The record is from RefSeq and is a predicted model, not a curated record. Gene Ontology annotation, biological process: G protein-coupled receptor signaling pathway.
UUUAGUGGGCCCUGAAAGGUAAGCAUACAACAUGUGGCUGAUUUGGUUAGAAAGCAUUAGUUUUAUGCAUGCUGCACAAUAGAUGAUGAUGGAGACAGAUGGAGGUCAUGUUCAGUGUCUAUAUAAGAACAGCAGCCUUUCAACACAAACAGGCUUAACCAGAUGCCCUCCAGAGACAUCCUGCUAUACAGCCAGCUAUGUCUCCUGUGUAUGUUGUUGGCAUGCUGGGUAUUUUGAUGAAGGUAGCCAUGCCUAUGUGUGCACCCACUGAGUACACUAUUUACAUCGAGAGACAGGAGUGCAAUUACUGUGUGGCUGUCAACACCACCAUCUGCAUGGGCUUCUGUUUCUCCAGGGACAGUAAUGUGAAGGAGUUGGUGGGUCCUCGUUUCCUGGUUCAAAGGGGCUGCACGUAUCAUGAAGUAGAGUACCGGAUGGCCAUCUUGCCCGGCUGCCCUUCACAUGCAGAUCCUCACUUCAUCUAUCCGGUGGCACUUAGCUGUCACUGUAGCACAUGUAAUACCAACAGUGAUGAAUGUGCCCACAAAACCAACAACGCUGGCAUGAAGUGCUCCAAACCUGUCCGUCAUUUGUACCCCGACCCUGAAGAGAACAACUACAACCAGGCGUAUUGGGAACAGUACGAGUAAUGUUUGAUCAGUCCUUAACUAAAACUUAAAUUAAACAAAGUGUUUGUAGCAGCUUAGUGUGGACAGUUGUUGUUAUUUUUUUAUGUAAUCGUUGAGUAAACCUUAUGACACAAAGUUACUUAACACAUUAUGUUUGCUGCAUUUUAAGCGCAUGAUGUCUUUAAUGAGGCCAAAAGUGGUUAAAAAAAAGGUUUGGUUUUAAUGGGGUUUCAAAUACUUAUGCUUUUAUGGAUAAUAUCCAUUCUGUAAACUUUAGUGAUGUUUUAGUGUUUGAUUGGCAGUGCUUCUAUAAAAAAUAUACAGUGAUAAUCCUUCCAUUAAAAUACGUUUUUAUUAUUAUUGUUUAGUGUUUAUGGUUUAACAGUUUGCGUCUGUGUAAUUAUUCAUACUCUAGUGAGGUUUUACAGUAAACUGUAAAGACAAAGCUUGUCGUGCAAUAGAAGCAAAACGAGAGGUGAA